Messenger RNA from Eucalyptus grandis, 1921 nucleotides. Its product is annotated as ruvB-like 2. Gene Ontology annotation, molecular function: ATP binding; DNA helicase activity; ATP hydrolysis activity. The record is from RefSeq and is a predicted model, not a curated record. The transcript is spliced from 3 exons. NCBI's taxonomy places the organism in Eukaryota, Viridiplantae, Streptophyta, Magnoliopsida, Myrtales, Myrtaceae. Gene Ontology annotation, biological process: chromatin remodeling; regulation of transcription by RNA polymerase II; box C/D snoRNP assembly. Gene Ontology annotation, cellular component: R2TP complex; NuA4 histone acetyltransferase complex; Ino80 complex. The coding region runs from base 98 to 1495 and encodes 465 amino acids.
UUUCCCUCUCAAAACCCUAAAACCCUGAUCUUCGAAAACUCUUCUCGCUCUCUCUCGUCCCUCUCCGACUCGCUCUCCCUCCCCUCUCUCUCUCGCCAUGGCGGAGGUGAAGCUCUCAGAAACCCGGGACUUGACCCGAAUCGAGCGCAUCGGCGCCCACUCCCACAUCCGCGGCCUCGGCCUCGACUCCUCCCUCGAGGCCCGCGCCGUCUCCGAGGGCAUGGUCGGCCAGACCGCCGCCCGCAAGGCCGCCGGCGUCAUCCUCCAGAUGAUCAAGGACGGCAAGAUCGCCGGGCGCGCCGUGCUCCUCGCGGGCCAACCCGGCACCGGCAAGACCGCCAUCGCCAUGGGCAUGGCCAAGUCCCUCGGCCUCGAGACCCCCUUCGCCAUGCUCGCGGGCAGCGAGCUCUUCUCCCUCGAGAUGUCCAAGACCGAGGCCCUCAUGCAGGCAUUUCGAAAGGCGAUCGGGGUGAGGAUCAAAGAGGAAGCUGAAGUGAUUGAAGGCGAGGUCGUUGAGGUCCAAAUUGACCGCCCUGCCGUGGCGGGGGCUGCUUCGAAGACCGGGAAGCUGACGCUUAAGACUACAGAGAUGGAGACGGUGUACGAUUUGGGGGCAAAGAUGAUCGAGGCGCUGGGGAAGGAGAAGGUGCAGAGUGGGGAUGUUGUUGCGAUCGAUAAGGCGUCGGGGAAGAUCACGAAGCUUGGGAGGUCAUUCUCGCGGUCGAGGGACUAUGAUGCGAUGGGGCCGCAGACGAAGUUCGUGCAGUGCCCAGAUGGCGAGUUACAGAAACGGAAGGAGGUGGUGCAUUGUGUCACUCUCCAUGAGAUUGAUGUUAUCAAUAGCAGGACACAGGGAUUUCUGGCUCUGUUUACUGGUGAUACUGGUGAAAUUCGUGCAGAAGUGAGGGAGCAGAUAGACACCAAAGUGGCAGAGUGGAGGGAGGAAGGAAAAGCUGAGAUAGUGCCAGGAGUGCUCUUCAUUGAUGAAGUGCACAUGCUUGAUAUAGAGUGCUUCUCUUUCUUAAAUCGUGCUCUGGAGAAUGAGAUGGCUCCUAUAUUGGUUGUUGCUACCAACAGAGGGAUCACCACCAUUCGAGGCACAAACUACAAAUCCCCGCAUGGAAUUCCCAUUGACCUUCUGGACCGUCUUCUCAUCAUCACUACUCAGCCCUAUACUGAAGAUGAAAUUCGCAAGAUUAUAGACAUUAGGUGCCAAGAGGAGGAUGUUGAAAUGUCUGAAGAGGCAAAACUCUUGUUGACAAAGAUUGGAGUGGAUACAUCCUUGAGGUAUGCUAUCAAUCUCAUUACGGCUGCUGCUUUGUCAUGCCAGAAGCGGAAGGGGAAAAUUGUGGAGUUGGAGGACAUCACGCGAGUCUACAAUCUCUUUUUGGAUGUGAAGAGAUCGACACAAUACUUGAUGGAGUAUCAAAGCCAGUACAUGUUCAGUGAAUUUGGUAAUGCUGAGGAAGAUGAAGCCAAUGUGAUGAUUUCCUGAGGUAGUCCUUUAUCUGUAAUGAUGACCUGGUGGACUUGCAGUCUGACUAUUAACAUGUUCUGCUCAUGCACAAAAUGAUUCUGCCUUUGAAAUCCACGCUAAUUGCACAGUGGAUUCAAAUAUGUUAUUUCUGAAGAUGGUUUUGAGCCUAUGUUGCUUGACGAUUUUACCUUUUCAAUAUCGGUCAGAUCCAAAUGUGGGCAAUGCUUGGACUGUAGGCAUAGCAGCUUGUAGUUGUCUUGAUUUCUGGAAGUGAACUGGUCCGUUCACCUCCAAAGUGAGGUUCUUUAGGGGUGAUUGGUUUUAGUUGAUAGGUUCCCUGUUAGUACCAAUUCUUAAUUUCUUUUAACUUGAAAGUUACCAUUUUUGCCAUGGAACCAACUCUGGAGCCUAUCUUGUUUUUUGGUUCAACUACAGAGUUUACUC